CUCCCGUCGUCAUUCACCCCCCAAACUCUUUCAAUCUCUCAGCUGCCAUCGUAUUUCCCAGCGAGAAGAGAGAGACAGAUAAUCCAGAAUGUUUUCUCGCGCAGCCCGGUUAUCGACGAGGGUAGCGGCGCCCGUCCGCGCCCGCGUUGCUGCUCCCCGUGUCGUUAUUCCCUCGAUCGCCGCUAGGAGGUCCGUCACCACCAAUGCUGCUUCGGCCCAGCUCGAGAAGCCCCUCCCAGAGUCGGAGACCGAGCCCUUCCAGGUCACCCUCAGCGAUGAGAGCUUCGAGACCUACGAGCUCGACCCCCCUCCCUACACCCUCAAUGUCACCAAGAAGGAGCUGAAGCAGAUGUACUACGACAUGGUCGUCGUCAGACAAAUGGAGAUGGCCGCCGACAGACUGUACAAGGAGAAGAAGAUUCGUGGUUUCUGCCAUUUGUCCGUUGGUCAGGAGGCUGUCGCCGUCGGUAUCGAGCAUGCGAUUGAGAGAGCUGACGACGUCAUCACCUCGUACCGUUGCCACGGCUUCGCCUACAUGCGCGGCGGUACCGUUCGCUCCAUCAUUGGCGAGCUUCUCGGUCGCCGUGGCGGUAUUGCCUACGGCAAGGGUGGUUCCAUGCACAUGUUCACCAAGGGCUUCUACGGCGGUAACGGUAUCGUCGGUGCUCAGGUCGCCGUCGGUGCUGGUCUUGCUUUCGCCCACAAGUACACUGGCCGCAAGAACGCUUCCAUCAUCCUCUACGGUGAUGGUGCCAGCAACCAGGGUCAGGUCUUUGAGUCUUUCAACAUGGCCAAGCUCUGGAACCUCCCUGCCCUUUUCGGCUGCGAGAACAACAAGUAUGGUAUGGGUACCUCUGCCGCCCGCUCGUCGGCCUUGACCGACUACUACAAGCGUGGCCAGUACAUCCCCGGUCUCAAGGUCAACGGCAUGGACGUCCUCGCCGUCAAGGCCGCCGUCGCGUACGGUAAGCAGUGGACCAACAACGACAACGGCCCUCUCGUGCUCGAGUACGUCACCUACCGCUAUGGUGGCCACUCCAUGUCCGACCCCGGCACCACCUACCGUACCCGUGAGGAGAUUCAGCGCAUGCGCUCCACCAACGACCCCAUUGCCGGCCUCAAGCAGCACAUUCUCGAGUGGGGUGUUGCCUCGGAGGAGGAGCUCAAGAACCUCGACAAGGAGGCUCGCGCCUACGUCAACGAGGAGGUUGCCGCUGCCGAGGCGAUGCCUCCUCCGGAGGCCAACCAGCAGAUUCUGUUUGAGGACAUCUACGUCAAGGGUACCGAGCCCGACUUUAUCCGUGGCCGUACCCCCGAUGAGCUUUUCUACUUCAAGCACUAAAAAAAGUUAAAAAUUGAGUAGAGAGGCAGAAGUAAUGACAAACUAGAUGGGUUUUUUCAAGUUACAACCAAGAAACUUGUCUUCUUCUCUGAUGCAUAUCACGAAAACAAAAAUGGUGCUGGCGUCUUUAUCUACGCCGGUCAUCAUAGACGGUUGUUACUUCUUUUUUCCAUUUUCCUUGUAUAAUAAACAUUUCUGCGUAGCGCAAAACAGUCACCAACACAACCACACACACACAUAUAUAUAUAUAUCUAGACAGGUUUAAGGGGAAAGGGAUGGGGAAAGGGAAGGCGGGUUAUGAAAUUGAUAAGCUUUCAAGAU
Messenger RNA from Neurospora tetrasperma FGSC 2508, 1663 nucleotides. RefSeq names its product pyruvate dehydrogenase E1 component alpha subunit, mitochondrial. The transcript is spliced from 5 exons. Lineage: Eukaryota; Fungi; Ascomycota; Sordariomycetes; Sordariales; Sordariaceae. Gene Ontology annotation, cellular component: intracellular membrane-bounded organelle. The record is from RefSeq and is a predicted model, not a curated record. Gene Ontology annotation, biological process: pyruvate decarboxylation to acetyl-CoA. The coding region runs from base 89 to 1342 and encodes 417 amino acids. Gene Ontology annotation, molecular function: pyruvate dehydrogenase (acetyl-transferring) activity.